Brachypodium distachyon (stiff brome) is the source of this 644-nucleotide messenger RNA. Its product is annotated as classical arabinogalactan protein 5. The record is from RefSeq and is a predicted model, not a curated record. NCBI's taxonomy places the organism in Eukaryota, Viridiplantae, Streptophyta, Magnoliopsida, Poales, Poaceae. The transcript has a single exon. The coding region runs from base 121 to 480 and encodes 119 amino acids.
UCUCUCUCCUUUGAUUCACUUCACAAAUCGCAGCCAGAGCACUCUCUUUUGCUACCAACUCUUCUUCUCCAAACUUCGGCAAUCAAAUUCUUUCGUAGAAGACACCAACCUAAACACCAAAUGGCUCGCUUCGCCGUUGUGGCCGCCUUCGUCGCCCUGCUCGCCGUCACGGCCGCGGCGCAGGCCCCUGGAGCGGCUCCCAAGAUGGCCCCGCUCCCCGCACCGCCGGCGAGGUCCCCGGCCACCGCCCCUGCGCCGGUCGCCACCCCGCCCAGCGCCGUGGCGCCGUCGUCCCCGCUCUCCUCUCCGCCGGCCCCGACCCCGGAGACAGCCGACGCUCCUUCCGCGAUGACUCCCUCCGCGGUCUCCGCCACGCCGGCCGGCGCCCCCAGCGGCACACCCGCGAGCUCCGCCGUCUACGCGUCGACCGUCAGCUUCGUCGCCGUCGCCGGAGCGGUCGCCGCCGCCAUCGUGUUUUAGAUGGAGCGAGGACUCUGUUUUUUAGCCGUUGUUUAUACUGCGGGAUUCGAUUGAUUCUUUAUUACAGAUCGGGGAAAGAUUAUUAGAUUGAUGCGGCUUCGCGAUGUAAUCUUGUCGGUACUCAUGCGUGAGAUCAUUAUGAAUAUAAUUCUUUGAUUUGUCAU